GUCUCUUCUCUCAUGGCUGCCCACAUGCUCUACUCCGUGUUCCUUGCUGUCCUCGUAGUCCUCGUCGCCAGCCCGGCGACGCGGCCGGCGGAGGCAGCGUCGGCGCACCUGCACUUCUACAUGCACGACGUGACGGGCGGCCCGUCGCCGACGGCAGUGCGGGUGGUGAACGCACCGCGUGGCUACUUCGGCAACAUGUUUGUGAUCGACGACAAGCUGACCGAGGGCACGUCGUCAUCGUCGACGACGGUGGGGCGUGCGCAGGGGUACUACAUGUGCGCGUCAGUGGCGAACCUGGAGCUGCUGGUGACCAUGAACGUGGUGCUCACGUCGGGGCCUUACGCGGGCAGCUCGAUCACGGUGGUGGGGCGCGACGACAUCAACGCGCCGGUGCGGGAGCUCUCGGUGGUCGGCGGCACGGGGGAGUUCCGGAUGGCGCGCGGCUACGUGCUGUGGAAGACCGUCACCCCGGAGAUUAUCGACCUCGAAUUGUUCGUCAACCCCUGAGCCAGCCGCUCGUGCACAGCGUGUGUACGACGUAGCACGUCCGCUCAUGAGACGUGACACGGUGACAAUGAGCUUCUACACGUCACUGCUCCUGUUGUCAGUGACGAACUAUGUAUGUUAUUGCGUGUAUGUGUGUGUGGCUCUUUAAAUAAGUUCGCGGUUGAAUUGUUGUCCUUGGCAUGAAAUAAGAUGAAGAAUAAUAAUAAAUGGUGAAAUUGCUUCCCGUAA
Phragmites australis (common reed) is the source of this 735-nucleotide messenger RNA. RefSeq names its product dirigent protein 1-like. Bases 13 to 507 code for a protein of 164 amino acids. The transcript has a single exon. NCBI's taxonomy places the organism in Eukaryota, Viridiplantae, Streptophyta, Magnoliopsida, Poales, Poaceae. The record is from RefSeq and is a predicted model, not a curated record.